Messenger RNA from Gongylonema pulchrum, 198 nucleotides. Lineage: Eukaryota; Metazoa; Nematoda; Chromadorea; Rhabditida; Gongylonematidae. The record is from the annotation of a GenBank genome assembly.
GAUGCCAAAAGUGGCCAUAUCUCGCGCUACCGUAAUCGUUUCUCACAUGGACCUGUUCGCGGACCCGUCGAAAGUGACGGACUUGCUUCACUUGUUAGCGAGCGACAUUUUCGUCUUUCGGCAAGCCGACGUCCACACGGCGGCGAUUCGAUGGAGAGUGUAAAACGGAACACUAUUUCAGACGAAAAUGGUGCAUAG